AUGAAUGUGCAAGCUUAAUUUCGAGCUAACAAUCAAAACCAUUCAACAUGUAUUGCUCCUUGGCAUUGAUCGCUCUCAUGGCUACUGUAGCCAUUGUUUCAGCUGAUGGAGAUAUGCAUCAUAUAACUGAAGAAGAAUUUUGUAAAUUACCGAAUGAUAAAAGAGACAAAUUGUGGAAAUGUUUCGAACCCAAAGUACCAAAAAAGGUUGUAAUAACUUGGACUGACUGCGCCAAGAAGAUCUAUGGUGUCGAUUCACCAUACCAAGCAGCUAUGAAGAUGUGCACCAAUGACGAAGACCUGAAACAUAAACAGAUGGAAGAAUGUUGCGAAAGCAGCAAGAAAGAUCUAACUGAUGAAGAAAUGAUUAAAAUCAUUAACGACUGCAUGAAAGUAAUUAAUUAGGCAAUGCUUUCAACCUUUUUCUCCAGUCUAGAAGUAAGGAAGAUUUAUGAUAAUUAAAAGAUACGAUAUCGUGAUUACUGCAGCAAUAUGUAAACUAAGCAUCGAA
This is a messenger RNA of Centruroides sculpturatus (bark scorpion), 510 nucleotides long. RefSeq lists its product as uncharacterized. The transcript has 5 exons. Bases 48 to 404 code for a protein of 118 amino acids. The record is from RefSeq and is a predicted model, not a curated record. Lineage: Eukaryota; Metazoa; Arthropoda; Arachnida; Scorpiones; Buthidae.